GGGCAGAAAGGCUGCGUAAUGGUGUCAUCGCGCCGCCUUCUCCUUCGUGUCAGGGUCCAACGUACUUAGUCUCGCAGUCCCGUCCCAGGAACAGGGACAGGGAACCCUUUUUCCCUACCCGCUGGGUCGGGGGCGUUGAUCUAGCCAGGCAGUGCCUUAGAGAUUGAUUUGGAGGCGAGAAUGGCUGGGUGAGCCCGGCAGGGUGCCCCCUAAAUACCCACAUACCCAAACAAAAGGCUAGCACGCACGAGACCCGCACCGGCUGGUUGCUGCUGUUGGCUAACCAAAGCUGGAAUACGGCCGAUCAAGCAGACGGAGGCCAAAGCGGCACGGUGGCCUCCAGUCCGACGCGACGGGGCGGUAUCCAAUGCGGGAACUGGAUGUGCCUGAAUAUCACCUGCGGAGCAUGAUGUCGAGACUUGCGGCGAGCUGACCCGUGUGAGUUGUUGGUCCCACGAUGGGAUACUGGAGGGGCCCAGCACGCCAGCAAGCAAGCUCCAAAUGGAAACCUUCCCCCUGAUUCGCGCACUUUCGCGCACUUCCAAGAAGCAGAGCGGCAGGGAUGGGGAUGUGAUGGGGUGGUGUUUCUUCCGGGGAGGGGCCGGCGUCACCCUUCGGCUUGCUGUUCCAGGGCGAGCCUGUUGUCAGGGCCAUGCCGGACGGGACUAAUCACAAUUUGUUUGUACAGUCUGGUUCAUUCCAGUCUGAGGGCGGUGUGUGCUGCUGCCCUUGCGUUGCAUCUGUUUCUGUUCAGCUGCGUAUUUGCUCCUUUUCCGCCGGCAGAGCUUUUGCCGCCGAUUAUUUUUUUUUUUCCUUGCCGCUUGCUUUUUUUUGUUGUUCUCGGCAGCUGGCCCGAUUGUCGAUGGCGCACUCUAAGGUCGAUUCUCGGCGCAGGACGAGGGCUGCCAUCGAAGCGAUCGAACGGGCUUCGCGUGCCGGGCAUCCUAUUGGCAGGCGCUAGGGCCCUGUCGCGGCAGAAGCGGGUCCUGGGUGGGUUGCUUGGCGCAAAGCACAGGCCAGGAUACCGAUUUUUUGGAACGGCCGUGACGUCACCACCUCUGGAAGGCGGGGUGGCUGCCAGCGAAACAGGAGCCCGCAAGCUCACCAGCUUGGAAAGUCUGCUCUGCUGACGAGCCAGGACGAGGAGGCGGUAAGGACGGGAGUUGAGCCUUGGGGACCAGACGCCACCUGGGCCAGCCUCAUCAGGCCACCGGCCGGGCUGCAAUGUGCAUGCUGGGCGUGCUGUGCAGCGCGAAAGGGGGGUCACGCCUGCGCCUUUGUGAUACCGUUGGGUUGGCACCAAGGCACCCUCACACGCUCGCGAUGGCUGCCGGGACCAGGUGUCGGGCUGGAUGGGGCUCUGGGACGGGGACGAGACGGGGACGAGGCCUGAUGGCCGUCAAUGGGCAGAGCAGAGACGAGAGGAGAGGAGAACAGGAGGUGGGCAUUGCUGGGCUCAGAGACGGGAAGCUUGCUGAAAUGCAUCCACGUACAGUAGAUUGGACGCGCGAGAACACAGGGAAAGGGACAAAUCCCGUGCGUGGUCAGCGUGGCCCCAAACCGGUUCUCGUGUCGCCGUGGGUGCUUCCAUAUCAGAGCUCCUUUUCUUUGCUGCGUGCCCAAGCUGCACAAGGUACCCGCAAUCCGGUCCAGCCUGCUUGUUUGGUCGAGAGGGGCGUCUUCCUGCAUGCCUACCUGGUACCUACCUCUAGCUACUUCCUCCUCCGGCUGUCCUUCCCAAUAUUUUCACACCUCGCUGUCCCCGGGCUGCUCUGUGUUCUUCUCCCUCUCCCCCCCAUCCUCCGCUCGCCUCCCCUCAAGCAUCCCUACCGCCCAUCACCGCCUCAUCGCGCCCUAGGAGACGCUCAAGAGACACGCGCUGCUGCCGCCUGCCUGCCUUGCACUCUGCCAGCCUGCCGUUGAGAGGACGAGAGAAACGACUGAAACAUCCAUCUCCCCGAGCUCCCCCACUCUCAGAAGGGCGCGCUCCUGCUAUCGACGGCCCUCCCUUCCUCUUUGCAGAACUCGCUUUGUUCGCGCCUGCGUUCUCCCACCCUCGUGGCGCUGAACCGCCAGAUUUCCGUGCGAACACGGGCCAAGGCUCGGAACCCAUUUACUGUCUGCCGCAGCGCGCCGCUGCUUGUUGACCAGGCGCAUUUACUUGGUCUUGCUUGAUCGCCGCAGAACUUCUGGGCCGAGAGCUCAACAAGGCAACAGCGACGACGAUCGUCUGGCAUCAAGGCGAAACCGCGCGUCGCAUUAGUCUGGCUACUUGCGAUCCAUAGCACAGACAACUGCAUCCUCGGGAGCCCGCUCUUCGGCUGACUUUGAAAAACCACGCUGCGCACACCCGGCACCCAAUCCUUUUUUUGCGCCAGUCUUUGGUUUACCACUCGUUGAGUUUGCCGAGUCAACCGACGCGCUGCGCCGCUCGCGCUCCGCCAUUGAAACCACCACUCGCAUUUUCAACCCCACCGUCCACAACCCCCGCGCCCGCAUCACCACACCACCCACGACAACCUCGCUCGACUUCCGAACAAAGAAACCCCCCAGCAUCUCACCAUGGCCGAGUUCGUUCGGGCCCAGAUCUUCGGCACGACGUUCGAGAUCACGUCGAGGUACUCGGAUCUCCAGCCUGUUGGCAUGGGCGCAUUUGGUCUGGUCUGUUCUGCGCGAGACCAGCUCACCAAUCAGAAUGUCGCCAUCAAGAAGAUUAUGAAGCCUUUCAGCACCCCGGUGCUCGCAAAGAGGACAUACCGAGAGCUGAAACUACUUAAGCACUUGAAGCAUGAGAAUGUCAUCUCGCUGAGCGAUAUCUUCAUCUCGCCCCUGGAGGACAUCUACUUCGUGACGGAGCUGCUGGGAACCGAUCUGCACCGUCUUCUCACAUCGCGGCCCCUGGAGAAGCAAUUCAUCCAGUACUUCCUCUACCAGAUCAUGCGCGGUUUGAAAUACGUUCACUCGGCCGGUGUUGUACACCGUGACCUAAAGCCCAGCAACAUCCUCGUCAACGAGAACUGCGAUCUCAAGAUCUGCGACUUCGGACUUGCGCGCAUCCAGGACCCCCAGAUGACGGGCUAUGUCUCCACCAGAUACUAUCGUGCGCCGGAGAUUAUGCUUACUUGGCAAAAAUACGACGUCGAGGUCGACAUCUGGAGUGCUGGCUGCAUCUUUGCCGAGAUGCUCGAAGGCAAGCCUCUAUUCCCGGGCAAGGACCACGUCAACCAGUUCUCCAUCAUCACGGAGCUUCUCGGCACACCCCCGGACGACGUCAUCAACACCAUCGCGAGUGAGAAUACUCUGCGAUUCGUCAAGUCACUUCCCAAGCGCGAGAGGCAACCCUUGAAGAACAAGUUCAAGAACGCCGAUGCAUCAGCCGUCGACUUGCUCGAGAAGAUGCUUGUCUUUGAUCCUAAGAAGAGGGUCACGGCUACGGAUGCGCUCGCCCACGAAUACCUGACCCCGUACCACGACCCCACCGACGAGCCUAUUGCGGACGAGAAGUUCGACUGGAGCUUUAAUGACGCCGACCUCCCAGUGGACACAUGGAAAAUCAUGAUGUACUCGGAAAUCCUGGACUAUCAUAACGCGGAAGCCGGGCUGCAGCAGAUGGAGGACCAGUUCGCCGGCUAAUAAAACGCAACGCCUGCGAGAACCUUGCGCGAUGGACGAAGUUGCGAUCUUUCCAUGAUACCACGACUAUACAUCCACAAGCCUUUCCUGUUCAUGUUCACCUUCCUUGGCCUUUCAUUCCUGUUUUUCACUUUCAUUUCAUUCCUUAUACUUGUCAUGAUACGGUCACGGUCUCCGAGGCGUUGGAAGAAGGGUAUUUGUCUCGUCGUAAAGCACGCCGACAGAAAUAUGGAGUAAACGAAGGGGAACACGGCCCCAACACUGGGUCUAUGGUUUAUUUUUCUUGGGCUCGCGUUGUCGCGUCGCCGCGUCGCCGAGUGAGGCACGAUAGACAGGGGGCGCACACCACCCGCUAGGAAACAAGGAGUCAGCAUGUUCUUUGGCCACCGCUACAAGAGCGAAAGGACUGAUGGGAGGGUAUCUCUUAUGCUCGAGCCGGAUGUCGGAAUCACGAGGAGGACGAAGAAAAGCGCCCUGAUGAAGGUUGCCAGGAGCAUGUACACGCAGAGAGCCAUGGUGCGGCGCCUGAUGGUCGCAACGUUGCAGCUAGAGGCAUAAAUAAACGCACUGCCUCGGUCGCGCCCA
Molecule: messenger RNA, 4218 nt
Organism: Gaeumannomyces tritici R3-111a-1
Lineage: Eukaryota; Fungi; Ascomycota; Sordariomycetes; Magnaporthales; Magnaporthaceae
Product: CMGC/MAPK/P38 protein kinase
Exons: 10
Coding region: 2563-3633 (356 amino acids)
Biological process (GO): cellular response to oxidative stress; stress-activated MAPK cascade; osmosensory signaling pathway
Cellular component (GO): cytoplasm; nucleus
Molecular function (GO): ATP binding; MAP kinase activity
Source: RefSeq, a predicted model, not a curated record